AUGGCCAGCCAUGCCGCAGCCUCCACCUCUUCCGGCAACAGCGGGAGCGGCAGAUACUUCCCGGCUAGGUCGACGGCGGCCGCCAAGCAACGGCGCGCGCCGGCGCCGGCGGGGAGCGGCGGCAAGAUCGACGGAGGAGACGGGUACUUCGGCGCGGAGGCGGCGGUGGUGCUGGCGCUCAUGACGGCGGCGCUGCUGGUACUGCCGCUGCUGCUUCCUCCCCUGCCGCCGCCGCCGCCGCUGUUCCUGCUCGUGCCCGUCGCCAUCCUGGCCGUGCUGCUCCUUCUCGUGCUCCUGCCGUCCGAUGCCAGGGGUCUCCGCGUCGCGCCAUCCUAUUUGUAG
Messenger RNA from Lolium perenne, 342 nucleotides. The record is from RefSeq and is a predicted model, not a curated record. NCBI's taxonomy places the organism in Eukaryota, Viridiplantae, Streptophyta, Magnoliopsida, Poales, Poaceae.